This is a messenger RNA of Stegodyphus dumicola, 792 nucleotides long. RefSeq lists its product as uncharacterized. NCBI's taxonomy places the organism in Eukaryota, Metazoa, Arthropoda, Arachnida, Araneae, Eresidae. The record is from RefSeq and is a predicted model, not a curated record.
AUGUUUAACUGUUAUAGUCAGCCAAUUACUGACUUGACAUACUUAAUUACUCUUCUGGAUUCAGUGGAACGAUUUUUAGAUAAUGAACAUGAUAUUCUUAUUCUAGGAGAUUUGAAUGCUAAGAGUGAACUAUGGGGCUCCCCAUUUGAAGAUCCCAGGGGGUGCACACUUAGAGAAUUUUUAACUGCAGAUAGAAUAGUAGUAGGGAAUGAUCCGGAAUGCCCCCCCCCAAUGUACAACUAUACUCGGGGCAAAAGCUGGAUAGAUAUUAUUGCUUCACGAUCAGCAUCCUCCUUAGCCUUUAUUCAAAAUUGGAAUGUAAUGGACAGCGUCACCUUAAGUAAUCACUGCUAUAUUUACUUUGAAAUCACAUAUCAAAAUCUUACACAAAAUUCACAUGCAAAAUAUAAAUUAUCUAAAAUAGACUGGCUAUUUCUUAAGGAGAAACUUGGCAACUUUUUUGGACCUAUUGGCCCACAAUUGAUCAAAGAUAUGGUGGAUCUCAAUGAAUUAAUCAUCAAAUGGACAAAAAGUAUUCAAGACUUUUGUGAUUUAGCUAUUAAGGCUAAGGGAAAAUAUAUCACAACACAGCAUAAAGGAGUCCCUUGGUGGACACCUGAACUUUCUAUAUUACGAAAAAGAAUUUUGGCACAAAGAAAGCGCUAUCAAAAACGCACUUACGAUGAAGAACUAAGAUCUCAUUAUAAACAAAUUUAUAAGAAGGAAUUAGCUAACUACAAACGAAAGAUAAUGACAGCUAAAAGAAGAACAUGGAAAUUAUAUUUAGAAUGA